Condylostylus longicornis is the source of this 2361-nucleotide messenger RNA. Its product is annotated as serine/threonine-protein kinase PRP4 homolog. NCBI's taxonomy places the organism in Eukaryota, Metazoa, Arthropoda, Insecta, Diptera, Dolichopodidae. The coding region runs from base 1 to 2361 and encodes 786 amino acids. The record is from RefSeq and is a predicted model, not a curated record. The transcript has 9 exons. Gene Ontology annotation, molecular function: protein serine/threonine kinase activity; ATP binding. Gene Ontology annotation, biological process: peptidyl-threonine phosphorylation; peptidyl-serine phosphorylation.
AUGAGAUCUUCUUCUCGACCGUUUGAUGAACGCAAGCGUCGAAGAGGUUACAAUGAGGAUGUCGAAGAUGGUGAAAUCAUUGACGGACGAACAAACGCCGAUUCAAGCUCUAAAAAGCACUGCCAUGAUGUGAGUGGUCGUUUGAUCAAUGAAUCGAGAACACGUCAUUCAAGGACCGAUGACAGCCGCAGUAGGCAUCGCAGACAUUCGGGGUCCGUUGAGAGGGUUUCAAGCCGCCGUCAUUAUAAGGAAUCCAGCGGGCACCACCGUAGAAGUGAUCGGUACGAUGGUGUUCCUUCGCGCUCCUCUCGUGAUUAUCAUCUUGAAUCAAGUCCACAUAAACGCGAUGCAGAUUAUCGUCGUCGCGCUGAGGGAAAUAAACGUCCCCACCGUAGAAAUGAGUCGGUUUCUCGAAAUGAACGAAAGAAGGAAUCGGAAGGGUCGAAAGAGAGAAGAGACCCAUUAAUAGAAACAUGCAGGAAUGGCGUACGUGAUGUAAGUCCUGCCAGUGAGGUGCAGGAGGAGUUUUCAAAGAAGCGGCCACGCAUUUCAACACACGAAGAACUUGAAAUUGGUGAUCAGCACGAAGAAGAUCCCGAAGAGUUUCUUGAAGCUGCUCGACGACGACGUGAAGCUGUUCUAGCAAAAUAUCGGCAAAAGGAAACCAUUUCAAAUUCAUCUGUUAAUCCAGUUGAAUCCUCCAGUCUUAGUGCUUCGUCACCCAAUCCCCAAUCGUCAACAGUAUCUUGUGUGAGAAGUGAAGGAAGUUUUCAGACUUCGGCGGCACGGUUAGACAACGAGGUAUUGGCGGCUGAAGAGGAAGCAUUGUUUUUAGCUGCAGCUGCUGAUGUUCCUGAUGAUGAGGAGGAUGAUGACAGUGUGUCUAAGGAACGAGCGUCGGAAGCGAACAGUCCCAGAAUCGAUAAAAUUAGCCCUCAAUCAUCGACUGUGGAUGUCGCAUCUCUAGAAGUUCCCAAGACAAUCAGUUUGGUAUGUCGAUCUGUUUUGUAUCAUUGCAAUGUUUUUGUUCAGGCGUUGAAAGACGGCUUAGUAGAAUUGAAGCAGAGGGUCCAAGAGGAUAAAAGACGUCUCCGUCAGUUUAUUAUCAUGCAGAGAGAGGAACAGGAUCGUAAACGCCAUGAGGCAGAGGAUGAAGAAGAAGAAGAAGAGGAUGAUGAUGUUGAUAUGUUUUCGAUAACAGAUCAGAGACAAAAUGUUAAGAAAAAAGCCAGACGACGACCCAAAAAUGAAUCAGCAAAAUUGAUUGAUACGAGUGUGAACUUAGCAGAGAACUGGGAUGACGCUGAAGGCUAUUACAUGGCGUCUAUUGGGGAAGAACUCGACAGUGGCAGGUAUCGCGUAUUAGCUGAUUUGAGUGGCAAAGGAGUCUUUUCAACUGUUGUGAAGUGCUACGAUAGCGAAACGCAUGGAACUGUUGCAAUUAAAAUUAUUCGAAACAAUGAAAUGAUGAAGCGUGCUGCGGAGAAAGAAGCUGAUAUUCUGGAGCGAUUGAAUCGAUCCGAUAAGGAGGAUCGUCGCCAUGUGGUUCGCCUUCAAAGAACAUUUGAAUUUAGGGGCCACAUCUGUUUAGUGUUUGAAUGGCUAUGGGGAAAUUUACGUGUUGCAUUGAAGAAGUAUGGUGGAACUGGGAGAGGGUUAAAUCCUCAGGCUGUUUACUCUUAUUCCAAGCAACUCUUCAUUGGAUUGCGACAUUUGAAGAAGAAUGGCGUUCUUCACGCUGACCUGAAACCAGACAAUAUUCUGAUCAAUGAAAAAUUUGCUGUAUUAAAAAUUUGUGAUCUAGGAAGUGCAUUCGAUGUUUCUGAAAACGAGGUGACGUCCUAUCUCGUCUCUAGAUUUUAUCGUGCACCUGAAAUCAUUCUUGGCUGUCGGUAUGAUCCAGCUAUCGACGUAUGGAGUGCAGCGUGCACAAUUUAUGAAAUUGCCACUGGGGAUGUCUUGUUUCCCGGUCGGUCAAAUAAUGACAUGCUAAAGCUAUUCAUGGAUGCAAAAGGAAGACUUCCUAGCAAACUCGUUCGUGCAGGACAACUUUCUGAGAAACAUUUCGAUAGCAAUCAAGACUUUCUUUGGAUUGAUCAGGAUUCCUACACCAAACAGGAUAUUGUUCGUCGUCUUGCUGAUUAUCGUCAAACAAAAAACGUUACAGAUCUUUUAUUGGCAAAACAUCCUCAAUGCUCAGGAUCUUCACAAAAGUCUCAAACUCUCAGAAAUAAAGUUCGUCAACUUGGCGAUUUUCUCGACAAGUGCUUGGUGCUGGACCCCGCUAAACGUCUCACUCCCGACGAAGCCCUGCGGCACCCCUAUCUUGCACAGCCACUGGCCCUCGAGACACAUAAGUAA